This is a messenger RNA of Prunus mume (Japanese apricot), 2979 nucleotides long. Lineage: Eukaryota; Viridiplantae; Streptophyta; Magnoliopsida; Rosales; Rosaceae. The record is from RefSeq and is a predicted model, not a curated record.
UCAAGAUUGAAUUUGAAUUUUAAACGAGUGUAGGAAAAUUCUACUCUAUCUGCUCGCAAAAAUCAAAAUAUGGAGCAGUUCAAGGGCCAACCUCGCCUUCCGAAAUUCGCCGUCCCUAAACGAUACGACAUACGCCUCAAACCGGACCUCACCGAUUGCAACUUCGGCGGUUCCGUCACCGUCGAUCUCGAUAUCGUAGCCGAUACCCGAUUCAUCGUCCUCAAUGCCGCCAAGCUCUCUGUUAACGCCGGCUCCGUGUCUUUCACUCACCAGGACUCUUCCAAGGUCUUCAAGCCUUCAAAAGUUGAGAUAUUCGAAGAAGAUGGGAUUUUGGUUUUGGAGUUUGGGGAGACACUUCCAUUUGGGCUGGGAGUUUUGGCUAUUUCUUUUGAAGGAAUCUUGAAUGACAGCAUGAAGGGGUUUUAUAGAAGUACAUAUGAGCAUAAUGCUGAGAAGAAAAAUAUGGCAGUUACACAGUUUGAACCGGUUGACGCCAGGCGGUGCUUUCCAUGUUGGGAUGAACCUGCUUGGAAGGCUACAUUCAAGAUUACAUUGGCUGAUGUUCCGUCUGAAUUAGUAACUCUUUCCAACAUGCCGGUUGUAGAAGAAAAAGUGGAUGGACAUCUGAAGACAGUUUCAUAUCUGGAGUCACCAAUUAUGUCUACAUAUUUGGUGGCUAUUGUUGUUGGAUUGUUUGAUUAUGUUGAAGAUCAUACAUCUGAUGGGGUCAAAGUGCGGGUAUAUUGCCAAGUUGGUAAGGCAAACCAAGGGAAAUUUGCAUUGAGCGUUGCUGUCAGGACACUUGAAUUGUACAAAGAAUACUUUGCUGUGCCCUACUCUUUGCCCAAAUUGGAUAUGGUUGCAAUCCCUGAUUUUUCUGCUGAGGCCAUGGAGAAUUAUGGUUUAGUUAUGUACCGUGAUGCAGCUUUGCUCUUUGAUGAGCAGCAUUCUGCAGCUUCCAACAAGCAAAAUGUUGCAGUUGCCGUCGCACAUGAAUUGGCUCACCAGUGGUUUGGCAAUCUUGUAACGAUGGAAUGGUGGACACAUUUGUGGCUGAACGAGGGAUUUGCAACAUGGGUGAGCUAUUUAGCUACUGAUAACUUGUUCCCAGAGUGGCAAAUAUGGACUCAGUUUCUUGAUGAAUGUACUGGGGGUCUUAGGCUGGAUGCUCUUGAAGAAUCUCACCCCAUCGAGGUGGAGAUAAAUCAUGCUGAUGAGGUUGAUGAAAUAUUUGAUGACAUAAGUUAUACAAAAGGUGCUUUUCUUAUCCUGAUGCUACAAAGCUAUCUCGGCGCUGAAUGCUUUCAGAGGUCACUUGCUUCAUAUAUAAGAAAGCACGCAUCCUCAAAUGCAAAGACAGAAGACUUAUGGGCUGCCCUUGAGGAUGGAUCUGGUGAACCUGUGAACAAGCUAAUGAAUUCAUGGACUCAGCAAAAAGGUUACCCAGUUGUUUCCGUCAAAAUCAAAGAUCAGAAAUUGGAGUUUGAUCAGACACAGUUCUUGUCAAGUGGUUCUCAAGGUGAUGGACAAUGGAUUGUGCCGAUAACAUUAUGUUGUGGCUCGUAUAAUGUACGCAAGAGUUUCCUACUACAAACGAAGUCUAGAACUCUUGACAUAAAGGAAUUUCUGGGUUGCUCAAUAGCAGAGACUGGAAGUAGAGGAAGCAAUGAAAACAAUGCAUUAUGCAGCUGGAUAAAAGUCAAUGUGGAUCAGACUGGUUUUUACAGGGUGAAAUAUGAUGAGGAACUUGCGGAUAAACUUAGAAAUGCUAUAGAGAACAAAUACUUGUCUGCAACUGACAGAUUUGGAAUUUUAGAUGAUUCAUUUGCCCUUUCUAUGGCUUGCCAGCAGUCUUUUGCGUCAUUGCUUACCUUGUUGGGUGCUUACAGAGAGGAACUUGACUUUACAGUGCUGUCAAAUUUGAUUACCAUAAGCUAUAAGCUGGCAAGAAUUGCAGCUGAUGCUGUACCCGAGCUACUUGAUCUCAUUAAUCAAUUCCUUAUUGGCCUUCUCCAGUACUCUGCACAGAAGCUUGGUUGGGACCCUAAACCCGGCGAGAGUCAUUUACAUGCAAUGUUGAGAGGUGAAAUUUUAGCUGCCCUUGCUGUGUUUGGACAUGACCUGACGAUAAAUGAAGCAAGUAGGCGCUUUCAUGCCUUCUUAGAAAGAAAGGUUUUCCCUGCUGAUGUUCAUCAUGAACUAUUGCUGCAGGCAGUGUAUGUGGCUGUAAUGCAAAGAGUAAGCACGUCUAACAGAUCAGGCUAUGAAUCUCUUCUUAGAGUUUACAGAGAGACUGAUCUAAGCCAGGAGAAAAAUGGCAUUUUAAGUUCAUUAGCAUUGUGUCCUGAUCCAAUCAUAACACUGGAAGUUCUCAACUUUUUAUUGACUUCUGAGGUCCGCACUCAGGACGCUAUCAUGGGACUUUCUGUUAGUAGUAAAGGACGGGAAACAGCUUGGACGUGGCUGAAGGAUAACUGGGAGCACAUCUCGAACACCUGGAGUUCUGGAUUUCUAAUUACCUGCUUUGUCGCAGCAAUUGUUUCUCCGUUUGCUUCAAUUGAGAAGGUGAAGGAAAUAGAUGAGUUCUUCAAAGCCCGUCCUAACCCUUCAAUAACUAGAACCUUGAAGCAGAGCAUCGAGAGGGUACACAUCAACGCCAAGUGGGUUCAGAGUGUUGAUAGUGAAAAAAGUCUUGCUGAUGUUGUGAAGGAGUUGGUGCACAGGAAAUACUGAGGUUCCAUUUUUGGCCUCCUCUGCUUGGUAGCCAAUCUCGCCCGUUAUGUCAACGGCAAACCAAUCACCAGUCCAUUGAGAAUAAUAUAACAAAAAUCACAGUGAGAAGAUCACAAAUGUGCAAGCAAAUUUCCAAAUUUACUACUUUUAUAAGCAUUAGGAUUGAAAUAAUAUGAAGGGUAAAUACCUCACUGAGCUGUUUAACUCGGAGGCAUAAUGAAUACAAUUUGCCCACAAUGUUAAAAG